Linepithema humile (Argentine ant) is the source of this 634-nucleotide messenger RNA. RefSeq names its product acanthoscurrin-2. The record is from RefSeq and is a predicted model, not a curated record. Lineage: Eukaryota; Metazoa; Arthropoda; Insecta; Hymenoptera; Formicidae.
UCAAUAGUGACUUCUGCAUCGUCGCAUCAUCGUCGUCACCAUGAAUGCUGUAAUUUUGUUGGUUACUCUUGGCUUGGCAAUGCCCAUUUAUUGUCAGGAGACGCAGGUAGAAAAAAAACAAGAAAAAAGAGGUGUUCUUAAUUCUGGUUACGGUGGAUAUGCAGGAGGUUUAGCUGCAGGAGGCUACGGAGCCGGUUACCUUGGUGCUGGUUCGGGUUAUUCUCUGGGUCAUGGCAUUGCGUCUGGCUAUGGGUACAGCGCACCCAUAGCGUCCCAUGGCUAUAAUGCAUAUUCGUCGAAUCGUCUCGGCGGCCUGGGAUACGGUGGUCUAAGACAAGGUUACGGAGGUCUCGGGUACAGCGCGGGACUUGGACUUGGAUACGGUCCGAGCAUCAGAUACAACACAGGUCUCGGAUACGGCGCUGCAGGAUUGGGAUACGGUGCGGGACUCGGAUACGGUGCGGGACUCGGAUACGGUGCGGGAUUGGGAUAUGGAGCGGGACUGGGACAAGGUCUCGGAGCCGGUUUUGGGGCCGGUUAUGGCAACGGAUGGUGACGACACAAGCAAUAAUAAAUAAUUGACGUUGCGAAACACCGAUAUGACUUCGGUUUCCUCUAUCGACGCUGUACCCUU